CUGCUAUAUUGAAAGUGGCUCCUUGGGGCACUUUCUUAGGUGUAUAAGAUGUCCGCGUGCUGCGUAUGACGAUGAAGGGAUCACAAUAUAAUCGUGAUAAAAUACUCCGAGAUUCACUGUCAGUUAGACCAGUGUAUCCUCGAAGGAACUCAACGCCAACCGUAUACGUCACAGUAUAUUCAUUCGUCUUUGAUUCAUCCUUGCUCGAAUAGCACACUCAAAACGCGCCCCUCAUGGCGAACUCAACGAGAUCUCGCUCUCGCUCUCGCUCUCGCCCAAGUCGCCCUUGUAGUCCACGGCUGCAUCGUCUGAUCUCGACCCAAUUCCCAGACGACCAUUCGGUCUAUCAUCAUGAAGUUGGAGAAGGCAUUGUUCUUGAUGAAGCCCGACAAUCCCUUCGCGGAGUUGAUUGCACGGGUAAGGCCUCAUCUGACUUAAGUAGUAGCUCCGAGGACACAGAUACGGAUAAAGACAGUUUAUCGCCUUCAAGACAGGAGUCUAAGUUUGAGGAGAUAGAGAGCAGCAUGCCUAAUGAGCGCGAUGUCGAGGCAACCUCUCCACCGCUAGAGAAGAAUGUAUCUUCACGAACCACGACGGAUCCAAACCUUGUUACUUGGGAUUCCCCAGAAGAUCCUGCAAAUCCCAAAAAUUGGUCUAUGAAACGAAAAUGGGCAGCCACCUUCAUCGUCUCUGCGUUCACACUGGUUUCACCAGUAUCGUCGUCCAUGAUUUCUCCAGCUUUGCCAGCAAUAAGCAGAGAUUUCCAUCUCACUCAAGAUGUCGAGGCUUCGAUGACCCUCUCCAUUUUCGUCCUAGCUUAUGCAAUUGGGCCGUUGUUCCUGGGGCCUCUGAGUGAAAUCUAUGGCCGUGUUAUCGUAGUCCAGUUGUCAAAUCUAUUCUAUAUGGCAUGGAAUCUAGGCUGCGGGUUUUCACAGAACGAAAGACAGUUGAUGGCGUUCCGCUUCAUGUCCGGUCUCGGUGGAAGUGCUUCGCUCGCUAUAGGUGGAGGGCUUCUCUCCGACACCUUUCAUGCGGAGCAAAGAGGUAAAGCUAUUUCCAUCUAUAGUAUGGCUCCUCUACUCGGCCCAGCCAUUGGGCCUAUUGCUGGGGGCUUCAUUGCGCAGAACACAACAUGGCGCUGGUGCUUCUGGUCGACUACCAUCUUCACAGCCAUUGUGCAAAUGUUUGGAUUCUUCUUCCUGCAGGAGACUUACGCACCCAAACUUCUUGCCCGGAAACGAGACAGACUCCGGAAUCAAACAGGAAACAUGCAGCUGCAUACAGAGUAUGACGCACCAGACAAGACCCUUUUCAACAUUCUCAAGGUGGCACUGCAACGGCCUUUCCGACUUCUUUUGACACAGCCCAUCGUCAUCGUCCUUUCUUGUUAUAUGGCUUACCUGUAUGGGUUGAUGUAUCUGAUGUUAUCCACCUUUCCAAGGCUUUGGUCAGUCCGCUAUGGACAGUCAACCGGGAUCGGAUCUCUUAACUUCAUUUCCAUGGGUGUUGGGUUUUUCGUCGGCACACAGGCAUGUGCACCAUUGAACGAUGCUAUAUAUCGUAAGAUGAAGAAGCGGAACAACGGUGUUGGAAAGCCAGAAUUCCGUGUUCCUAUGAUGAUUCCAGCCUCAUUCCUCGUACCCAUUGGGUUGUUCAUGUAUGGCUGGAGCGCACAAGCAAAGACUCACUGGAUAGUUCCCAACAUCGGGGCGGCCAUCUUCUGCGCCGGGGUCAUUGUGGGAUUUCAGUGCAUACAAACGUAUCUUGUUGAUUCAUACACACGUUAUGCGGCAUCUGCUAUCGCAGCAGCAACAUUUUUGAGGUCGUUAGCUGGGUUUGGUUUUCCUCUUUUUGCGCCUGCAAUGUAUGAUGCCUUGGAUUUCGGCUGGGGCAAUAGCUUGUUAGGAUUUGUUGCCAUUGCUCUUGGGGUUCCGGCACCCUUUAUGUUAUGGAAAUAUGGCGAAAAGCUACGGAAUAAGAGCAAGUUUGCUGCUGGAGGUUAA
Messenger RNA from Aaosphaeria arxii CBS 175.79, 2003 nucleotides. Its product is annotated as MFS general substrate transporter. The record is from RefSeq and is a predicted model, not a curated record. NCBI's taxonomy places the organism in Eukaryota, Fungi, Ascomycota, Dothideomycetes, Pleosporales. Gene Ontology annotation, biological process: transmembrane transport. Gene Ontology annotation, molecular function: transmembrane transporter activity. Bases 234 to 2003 code for a protein of 589 amino acids. The transcript is spliced from 3 exons.